AUGGUCAACCCAAUGAAACCUGGUACAAGAAUCCAAGCUGUUAACCUAUUUUGCUUCGUUCCUCAGCCGUUGUUCUUCCUCACCGGUUUGGACGAAGUAGGAGAAGCCGCCAUGGUGAAGUAUUCCAGAGAACCCGACAAUCCCACUAAGUCCUGCAAGGCAAGAGGCUCCGAUCUCAGAGUGCAUUUCAAGAACACUAGGGAAACCGCAUUUGCCAUCAGGAAAUUGCCCCUGGUUAAAGCUAAAAGAUACUUGGAGGAUGUGUUGGCCCACAAACAAGCCAUCCCAUUCCGACGCUUCUGCCGUGGUGUGGGGAGGACAGCUCAGGCCAAGAACAGGCACUCCAAUGGGCAAGGUCGCUGGCCCGUGAAGUCAGCUAAGUUCAUCCUUGAUUUGCUGAAGAACGCUGAGAGUAAUGCUGAAGUUAAAGGUUUGGAUGUGGAUACUCUGUACAUUUCUCAUAUCCAGGUUAACCAAGCACAGAAGCAAAGACGCCGUACCUACCGUGCUCAUGGAAGAAUCAACCCUUACAUGUCAUCUCCCUGUCAUAUUGAGCUGAUAUUAUCUGAGAAGGAACAGCCUGUGAAGAAAGAGCCUGAGGCCCAGUUGGCAACAAGCAAGAAGAAGGGUGCUCUUCGAAGUGGUGCUUCAUCUUAA
Molecule: messenger RNA, 657 nt
Organism: Sphenostylis stenocarpa
Lineage: Eukaryota; Viridiplantae; Streptophyta; Magnoliopsida; Fabales; Fabaceae
Source: the annotation of a GenBank genome assembly